This is a messenger RNA of Tigriopus californicus, 4761 nucleotides long. Its product is annotated as organic cation transporter protein-like. The record is from RefSeq and is a predicted model, not a curated record. Gene Ontology annotation, cellular component: membrane. Bases 2895 to 4667 code for a protein of 590 amino acids. NCBI's taxonomy places the organism in Eukaryota, Metazoa, Arthropoda, Copepoda, Harpacticoida, Harpacticidae. Gene Ontology annotation, biological process: transmembrane transport. The transcript has 5 exons. Gene Ontology annotation, molecular function: transmembrane transporter activity.
AAAUCCAAGACGGUGCAGACUUUAAAAUGGAAAGAGACGUACAUGUAUGUAUUGCCAUAUUGGGAGUUGCCAAUGAGUGUUAAAGUUUGAUGCUUGAAUAUGGCCGUAUUGAAACAUAUUCUCUGGUUGUAUUUGAUUGUUGACAAAACUUAACGACACUUUCAAGGGUAGAUCCUAAAGCGCUAUUGAACAGCGUUCUAAGAACUCUUUCGUGACUCGAGUAACCAUUUGGUCAAUGUUCCGAACGUUUCGCAUUUUGCCAAGCUUGGCAAAACGUCUUUCAGUACGCUAGCUCAGUCCAUCCCAUUUCAAGGCAGAGCUGGAUAGGUCUUACGAAAAAGUUCAUUUUUGGAACAUACUGCUCCUGAACACCGACGGACUGGUGAGUCAGAGUGCUUCCAGAACAUGAAGAUAACAAACGCACAAGUUAGCGGAACUUCUCGUUGAUUUGCAGGGAAUGGGGAAAUGCCGAUUGCUCGAUUUGACUCCAAGCAAUCUUUCAAUGAAAUCGGCCGCUCGGGAGAGAACAAAAUUACUAAAAUAUGGGAAUGGUCCUCAUUAAAUCAUUGGAGCAUUUCAUAAUCAAUUACGCAUAUGGAUGAAUCUGCUUUCUGUGCAGGCUACGUCAAGAUCCGAACUGAGCAAUAAUCAUUUUGCGGUUGGGGUGAGUGACGCAAAUUCCAUUGCAGCCCAAUUUUGGGCGUGAUUUUACAACGGCAGGCACAAGACGGAACGAUGUUUUCGUAAUAUUGUUUAAUAUCAUUAUACGAUAAUUUUAUCGUAUAUUGGGGUAGGCUCAUCUGGAGCAUGGUGUUUUUGAAAGAAAAAAUCCUCUCCAAAUAGCCAUAAGCAGACUUAUUUUUGAAAUCAACAGUUAUGAGUAAAAUUUUAGCCAAGUACAUUGAAGCUCAAGUUGCGCUUUUUUCUAAAUGAUUGAGUUUACCCUCGAAUUUGGAAUGUUGGUCUAGUCAAAUACACAGUGUUCCCAAAAAGAUUUUGCUCAGCCUAACCAUAUAACCAGCUAAAAACCAAAUAAUUUUGAAAUGCUGGAAAAGCUUUACAUCAAGAUGGUAAAUGUUGUUGGAUAAUGAACAAUACUUACUCUUUCAUAUCAUGUGAUGAAUCAAGUUCUUUCUGCAAAUGAGUUCAAAUUCUUAGACGAAAUGUGAUUCUUUUUGUUUAAUGUCAAAACGAGUUUCCAUUUAUGAAUAUUACUGGUGGGGUAAAAGUCCAAAAACACUAUAUCAAAGCAAUCUUGACGCCAUUUCUUUGAAAUUUUGGACUGGAAUGAAAUUCUCCCACGUGAAUUGUAAUUUGCACCAAUCAAAAGAUAAAGGGUUUAAAUUAAGAAAGGUACAUCAAGUCACAGAGAGAGAGACUACUUCUCGUUCCAUCAAGAUUUAUUUAGCAUUCGCGUAUGUCAAUCCUCUAAUCGCUAAAACAAAGCAAUUAUAUAAGGGUGUAAAAUAUGCAAAAAUAAAAGAAUCUCAAAGAGAAAUUUGUGGGGAAAUUUAAUGGGGCGGAAUACCUCUUGGUGUAAUUGAUUGUUCAAGGAGGUUGCCGUUGAUAGGGAUAUAAGGGUUUCCAAAGUGUUCGGUUUUCCCAAAGCAAAGUAAAAAGUACAUAUUUUCUAAGACCUGAAAAGUCUUAAAGCAAGUUUUUGAGUCUCAUCUGUGACGGAUUUAGGUGUAGUCCUCCAAGAUAAUAGAAAGUUCGUUGACGUGAGCAUAUCCAGUUGAAGGUGGGUAAAACUUUUCAAACAUGUGGUUGGAUCUAUCGCACGUUGAAGUCCAUUGAUACGUAGAAUCACGAUGCGAACUCUGUACAAGCCGAUUGUUCAGCCGCAUCUUGAAUCUGCUUCACCCAUUUGGGCUCCAAUGAGUCCAGCAGGUUUGCAAGAGGCCGAACAAGUCCAAAGAUGUUUCACUAGGAACGUCACAGGAUUGAGAGAGCUCUCGUAUUGGGAGAGGCUAAAAAAGUUGGGACUCUACAGUGUUCAGAGAAGGUACGAAAGGUAUCUGAUGCUGUACGUCUUCAAGAUUAUCCAUGAGCUUUUCCCAACCCAGGAUUUAGGGUCAAUUCUAGUGACUGUAGAGGCUUAACGUGCGUUUUGAGAGCACCUUCAAGCCUUCAAAAAUCCAGUUUAGUUAGAACAAUGAUCUUUUUUUCUCUCAAGCUCCAUCAUUCUUUAAUUUGUUGCCCUCAAGUAUUCAUAGGAAAUAUGUAGGUGUUGAUCCAGUGGCAGGAUUUCAGUCAGACUUGGACAAGUUCUUGACCAAAACUCUUGAUUAACUCUACAUUGAAAGUCUAGCCAAAUCUGCCAACUCUAAUUAUUUGGUAGAUCAGAUAUUAUAUCAAUUGUAUGCUAUGAGAUAUAAAAUAUUAAAUAAGACUUACAACUCUUGUCUUUCAUUUGUAAGUGUUGGGGAUCCCAUUUCCAGUAGCAGUGAGGAAUUCUUAAAAAAUGAGUACUGAGCUUGCCCGGUUACACCAGUUAUUUCCAAAUUCCAAUUUAUUGUCUGAUAUCAAGAUUGGCUCUCCGAGUGUGGAUGUGGUUAGCGCCUAAACGAUUUCUGGAGAAACAUGGGGAGAAGUUUCUUACCAAGGACCUCUCUCAUUCAAGGAGGCAACGCUAAACACUACGCCACAUCUCCUCCCUCUUUUAACCUGCUGGUUCCGUCAAAUGUCUUUGAAUUUUUUAAUGAAAUGUUAGCAUCUUCCUCAAAUUGGGCACAAAGGCAUUGCCAACAAUUCCAAUUUUCUCUUUGUAUUACCCGAACUGCGAGUCACUCUUUUGUUCGGCCGGAGAAAUCGGCCUCUACUUGUACGUUCCAGUGUGAUUUUUCAAGCUAAAAAACACACCUCUGACAAGUGUUGUUUGCUCAUGAUUCAACAUGAGUGAGUCCAGAACCGAACUGAUUCCCCUGUUGUCCGGGGAUCCCAGCCUUCCACCUAAAAAGAAGGAAACCAUUGACAAUUUUGAUCAGGUCUUGGAACACAUUGGAGAUUUUGGAGCUUGGCAAAUCAUUUUAAUUGUUCUGCUUUGGCUUCCUCCAUUGAGUGGAGGAGUGAUUGUACUUUUAUCUAGUUUCACUGCAUUAGAACCUCGGGCCCUUCGCUGUCGGCAGCCUUGCGAUGGCCUUUAUGCCCGAUUUGAAGAUGUCGAUCUGUAUGGGGAAACCAACUCCUACCUUGACUUUUGCCAAACCCCUCGAUUCAAUGGAAGCCUCUCCUGGAACCAAACCACGUGUAUCGGCUCAACGGACUUUGAUUUGGAUGAUUUGAGCUCGUGUCAAUUCAACACAAGUGGACCCCAGAAUGUCAUAUUUCAAGAGUUUGAAUUCAAUCAAACCAUUGUGACGGAGUGGGGCCUGAUUUGCGACGACCAAUACAAGGUGGCGCUCAUCGGGACGGCCUAUAUGGUGGGCCUAUUCCUCGGCUCAUUCCUUAGUAGCACGCCGGCUGACAAAUUCGGGAGGAAGACCAUGAUCCUGGUUCUGAUUGCCAUUGGGGGCGUGGGCGAUUUGAUUGGUGGGUUUGCACCCGAGUAUUGGUCGUAUUUGAUAUUACGAAUAUUGGCCGGGAUUGGUGAAAUGGGGAUGGUCAUGACCACGUUCACUCUUAGUGUGGAACUAGUGGGUGCCAAGCAACAAGCAUUUGUGGGGAAUAUGAACCAACUAAUGUUUGCUGUGGGUGAAAUACUGAUGGGAGUUUUGGCUUAUUUCAUACGGGAUUGGCGCCAACUUCAUUUCGUCACUGCGGCUCUGAUCCUGCCUCAACUUUUACUUUGGUUUGUGAUCCCAGAGUCUCCGAGGUGGCUCUUAGCCGAGGGCAAGACCAAAAAGUUACCCAAGAUUCUGAAUAUCGCCCAAAAGUUGAACCGGAAAUCUUUGCCACCUCAUCUUGUGUUCCAAGAAGAAGAUGAGCAAAACCUUUCCAAGAAAAUCAAUGGAAAGCAUGGUCUCGGUUUCAAGGAUAUGUUCACCAGGCGGAGUUUACUCUGGAGGACUCUGGUCAUGGCCGUUAAUUGGACAGUGGUAUCUAUGGUAUAUUAUGGGAUUGGCAUGAGCAUGACUGUCUUGGGUGGAAAUAUCUUCCUCAAUUUUAUCUUGAGUGCCGUGUUCGAAAUCUUAGGCUACAUUGUGUGCAUCCUGAUUUCGGAUCACUGGGGUCGGAAGCCAGUCAUCAUUGUCAACUUCUUGGCUUGUGGUAUUGCUUGCAUCAUAUCUGCGUUUGUGCCCGAUUCCAAUCCAGCCAAGAUUCCCUUGGUUUUAAUCGGAAAAAUGGGCUCUUCAGGGGCCUUUUCUACCGCGUAUGUGUACACCGCCGAGUUAUUUCCUACCCCUAUCAGAGGAACUGCUGUUGGAUUUUCAUCCAUGAUUGGUCGUAUUGGAUCCACGGUAGCUCCACAAUUGGCCCUGUUUCUGCCGUCCCUGACCUUUAAGGAGCUGCCACUUUUGAUUUUCGGCAUUGCUGGAUUAUUGGGAGGUGCGCUGUCGUUUUGCCUACCAGAAACCUUAGGUCACCCUUUACCGGACACGUUAUUGGAAGCUAGUCAACAAGGACGAAAAGGAUCGAGCAAGACCUUGUUUGCUUGGUGGAGCAAGGCCAAACUGACAGAAGAGGUGGAACUCCAAAGGUCGCGAAACCGAGAGAUGCAAUUAUGAAAUACCAUAGCUAUAAUAUCCUGUUAUACUGUACACUAUACCAGGUUGGAAGUAUGUUACAUAAAAAUUCUGAUCUGAAUGAGGUCCUAUUUUA